AUGAUUUCCCUGUCCGUUCGUUGGCAGUGGCUGGAAAACUCAUAUCUCUUACUCUCUCUCUCUCUCUCUCUCUCUCUCUCUCUCAUUUAUUACUUUUUCUUUUUCUUUCUUUCUUUCUUUCUCUCUCUCUCUCUCUCUCUCUUAUUGCUUCAUAUCUCUUUAUCAUCAUCAUCAUCAUCAUCAUCAUCAUCCUUCGACCUCCAAGCAAAUACUCCAAUAACAAGAACAAGUGAUCGUUGGUCGGGAAAAAUUACAAAACAACGUCGGUUUUUGUUGUUGUUGUUUUUCCUCUUCCUUCUCCUCCUCCUCCUCUUCUUUUUCUUCUUCUUCUUCUGUUCCCAUUUUUCUUCUUCUUCCUCUUCCACCUCCUCUUCUUUUUCCUCUUCUUCUUCUUCUUUUUUCUUCCUCCUCUUCUUCUUCUUCUUCUUCAUCUUCUUCUUCUUCUCCCCUUUUUCUUCUUCCUCUUCCUCUUCUUUUCCCCUUAUUCUUCUUCUUCCUUUUUUAUUUUUCUUCUUUCUCCUCUUCUUCUUUUCCCCUUCUUCUUCUUCUGCUCCCAUUCUUCUUCUUCUUUUUCUUCUUUUCCCCUUUUUCUUCUUCUUCCUCCUCCUCUUCUUCAUUUUCCCUUCUUCUUCCUUUUUCCUUUUUCUUCUUCUUCCUCUUCUUCUUUAUCCCUCCUCUUCCUCUUUCUCCUCCUCCUUCUUCUUCUGUUCCCCUUCUUCUUCUUUUCCCCUUCUUCUUCUUCUUCUUUUCCCUUUUUUCUUCUUCUUCCUCUUCCUCUUUUUCUUUUUCCCACCUGCUUCCUCCUCUUCUUCUUUUCCCCCUUCUUCUUCUAGCAUCUAUCUAUCUAUCUAUCUAUCUAUCUAUCUCUGA
Molecule: messenger RNA, 870 nt
Organism: Acanthosepion pharaonis
Lineage: Eukaryota; Metazoa; Mollusca; Cephalopoda; Sepiida; Sepiidae
Source: the annotation of a GenBank genome assembly